This is a messenger RNA of Alternaria ventricosa, 534 nucleotides long. RefSeq lists its product as uncharacterized. NCBI's taxonomy places the organism in Eukaryota, Fungi, Ascomycota, Dothideomycetes, Pleosporales, Pleosporaceae. The record is from RefSeq and is a predicted model, not a curated record. The transcript has 2 exons. The coding region runs from base 1 to 534 and encodes 177 amino acids.
AUGAUGCGCACCUUGGCCAUGAUGGGCAACAUGGUUAACGGAGAUGAUGGUUACAUAAUCGCCGGUGACAAUUAUGGGCCCGCGGCAACUACGAAAGGCAUGAAGCCUGAAGUGCCGGAAUGGAUGUGGCCCACUACAAAAUGGACCGACAUCAUGGCAGUGAUGUGGGACCAGCACGCGGCCGGUAAAGACCUCAAGCGCGUAUACCGAUCCGCGAUCGCCACAUCUCAAACGAAAGACCUCAUGGCAUCGGCCAUGUUGAAGGUCAACAGGCUGCCGAGCGGCGACUUGGAUGACUUGGCACAGUGGCCUGGCGUUGAUUUCGUGCCGGGAGACGACCCCUUGAAUGAGCCAUUGACGCCUCAAGCGGAGGCCUUUUUCGGCUUGCUUGGAAGCUCCCAUGCCGCUGGUCCUGCGUUCUUGGGCGUUUACUACCGGGCCAUCUUUGGCAAGAAAAGAAUUAACAGGAUCAAAAUUUGGCGAUCUCCGACCAAGCCGGCACCGAACAUGCUGCUCUACAUGGAAGACCUUUGA